GCCAAUCGGCGUCGCUUUUCUUGGAUGGCAUCAUCGGGUGGAGAACUGCUGUUAGUUUGCGCUGUGUUUAUUGUUAAGGUUGUGUGGACUAGCACUGCGGUACCCACUCGCUUUUUAUAACAUCAACAGUAUAACUUUAAGAUGAGAUGAAGAUGCGCGACCGAUCCUGAGCUGUGUGCUUGCAUGACAGCUGGUGUUUCCACCUGGGAAGAAUUUCUCAUAUACACAGAAGGGAACAUCCACAAAGGAGAGGUGAAAGAAAAAUCAUGAUACUGCAGCGAAAGCGGCCCACACCUUUCUUUUAGGAGUACCCUGAUCUGCCACCAGUAUCACCUGCUGAUGGCUAACUCUGUGGCAUUAGUGGUCCAAGCAGAACUCUUACCGCAUCAGUCCACCACGUCACUCUCUCCUUUCCCAUCGCUCCUGGGCUCAGGAGAGGAUGGAGAGGAGGACAGGGACAGAGGAGAACUAGUGGAGGUAGACAAGGGGGACGUAGCCGGUGGAGAAGAGGUGGUUUUGGACAUGGUAUCGUCAUCGGUGUCAGGCCCGGCGCAGCAGUCCGAGCAAUUAGACCAUCCCUUCCAGUGUAUGGACUGCGGCAAGAGCUUCAGGUGGUCAUCGAGGCUCACUCACCAUCAGCGGAGCCACAAUAAUGAGAGACCUUACCGCUGCAACCUCUGCCCAAAGGCCUUUAAGGGCUCCUCUGCUCUACUCUACCACCAACGGUCUCAUUCGGGGGAGAAGCCCUACAAAUGUCAAAACUGUGGUAAAGCCUUCAAGCGUUCCUCUCUGCUGCAGGUUCAUCAAAGUGUCCACACUGGAGUGCGGACAUUUUUGUGCCCUUACUGCCCCUUGACCUUCAAAUGGAGCUCUCACUAUCAGUAUCACCUGCGCCAGCACACAGGAGAGUGCCCGUAUCCCUGUGAUACUUGCCCCAAAGCUUUCAAAAACUCAAGCAGUCUACGGCGACACAAGAACGUCCACCUUGGUCUUAAGCCUUACACGUGUUCGGUGUGUAACAAAUCCUUCACACAGUCUACCAACCUCAGGCAGCAUAUGAGGAUACAUACGGGGGAGAAGCCCUACAUAUGUGGCGAGUGUGGACGAAGCUUUACACAUUCUUCAAACCUGGCCCUACAUAAGAACUCACACUCCAACCUCAACACAGGAGCAAAGGAAGGUAAAAGGAGAGAAGACACAAGGAAAGGGAAUGAGCUAGUGGAGGUGAUUGUAGGGGCAGAGGAAGUGACAUCAUCCAUGCUGUCGGACAUGGUGGGGUUUGUAAGCCAGGAAGGAACCGAUGGGGUUGGAGUGGGAAUGGAAGAAGUGUUCCUGUCAACAACCUCCUCCAGUCAGAAUCCAGGCCUUCUGCCCCAGCUCACCCUCACAUCGUCUGGAGAUGGUGUGUGUACAUCUAGAGCCAUCGGGACAGAAGUUCACCUGAGCACAGACACUGGGGCCAGUGUUCUGCUGUACAGCUGUGGCAGCUGCAACCACACCUUUGGUACACAGGCAGAGCUGGAGGAUCACCAGGCCAUCCACAUGGCCCCAGAGGUUCCAGGAACCGGUGCAGACACAGAUCCUGGUGCAGGAAUGGAGGUUGGGGAUGGGCUGGUGGGAGCUGGACACCUACUGGCAGAUUUUGAGGAGGUGGUGGAGACCACCACAGUGACUGAAAGUAGUCACACAGCAGAAGUGCUCCUUGGGCUCACUGAGGGAACAGAUGGCAACAGUGCAAAUGUGGGCACCACCCAGGCCCAGUUUGACUUGCUGCAGAGCUUCACUGAGGUGACUCAGAGCUCUGAAACCGUUCAGCCAGAGGCCAGAACCACAUGGGCUGGGCUGUCAUGUGGCUACUGCAAUAAGACUUUCAAGACCAAUGGAGGCCUCAAUAGACACGUGUCACUGAUGCACUCUCUUUCAUCCCAGUCCCGCUCCCAGUUCAGCUGUUCUGCCUGCGAUCGCUCUUUCCCCCUCCUCUCAUCACUCCUCACCCACCAACACUCCCACACCCCCGAGCAGCGCCUUCUGGCCGAGGCUGAAGCAGAGAUAGUGUGUCCUCCUUCCCUUUCCCUGUCCCUUCCCCUGCCCUCAUCUCCCAAUCACGCUGACAAUCAGCAGGAAGGCCAGACUGAGAUCCAUGUUGACAUUAUUACUGCCGGUGAGGAACAAGAGGAGCAGCCAGCCAAACCAGCCAAAGUACCCAAAAAGACAGUAGCCGGCAAGAGCACGCCUGCUGGAGAGAGACCGUACCGUUGCUCAGAAUGCGGAAAAGCCUUCAAAGGUUCAUCAGGCCUAAAGUACCACAUGAGGGAUCACACUGGGGAAAGGCCUUACCGUUGCACCGAGUGUGGAAAGAGCUUCAAGAGGUCAUCACUGCUUUCCAUCCACCAGAGGGUACACACCGGCGUUCGGGCAUUCCAGUGCCCUCACUGCCCUCUUACUUUCAAAUGGAGUUCUCAUUACCAGUACCACUUGCGGCAGCACACAGGUGAGCGGCCUUAUGUGUGUAAGGAGUGCGGCAAAUCCUUCAAGAACACCAGCUGCCUGCGUAGACACAGUCAGAUGCAUUCUGGACUGCGGCCCCACAUCUGCUCCAUCUGCUCCAAGUCUUUCUCCCAGACAUCAAACCUGAAACAGCACGAGCGCACCCAUUCUGGUGAGAGGCCCUUUCAGUGUACACACUGCAAUAAGAGCUUCACACACUCCUCCAACCUUCAGCUCCAUCUUCGCACGCAUUCCUCACGCAAGGACUUCAAAUGCCCGUACUGCUCCAAGGAGUUUGUCAUGCACUCCUACCUGCAGAGGCACAUUCGUACCCAUGGCAGUGGUGUUCCCCUGCCCUGUCCUGGUGGUGAAAGUAAAGAUGGCGUCGCUGUGAAAGCCAGCGUUGGAGGCGUAACAACCACCACAACAUUACUCAACCCCAUCACCCUGGAAGCCUCAGGAAACAAUGGCAGUCUGAUUGUGUCCCAACCAGCACUAAAUAUCCCUCCAAACACUUCUCAGAACUAUUUUAUGAUUCAAACAGCCAGUGGUCUGCAGCUCAUUCCUCUGUCAUCCCCUACACCUGCUCCCCCGCCUCCCCCUCCACCCCUGCCACCGUCCUCCCAGCCCCAGAACUUCCUCCUCCUGCAGUGCCCUUCCAGCAAUGGCAGCCAGUCAAGCUUGAUCCUCGUUCCCACAACAAACAACCCGCCACCAGCUCCGGAGCCUCCGACUCUACCUGUGCUUCAGACUAUUCAAGCACUCCAGCCAGUCUUAAACCAAACACAGACUCAGAUAGCCCCAUUUCCAGCCGUAUCGCAACAACAACAACAGAGGAUCAUAAUAACCAACAAUAAUAACAAUGCAAGCACUCCUGUUGCCACGCCAUCACACAGCCUCUCAACCAACUCCCUUCUCACUAAGCCCAUUUUGGGGAAAAGCACACGGACGGCUCGUGGCAGGCGGGGACGCAAACCAAAGGUUGCUCUCCAGAAGUCUGCUGCAGCAGCUCCUCUCAAUGACAUUACUGAUGCACAUGCAGCAGUAACUAAUUCUACUGUAACCCACAGCAUCACACAGGACAAUACUGCUGCUAACUCCACCAGAGAGUUAUCAUCAUCACCCCUAUCGACCUCUUGCAGUGCUGUUCAGACUCUGUCAUCUGACUCUAUCACAGUAGUCCCCACAGUGGACACCUCAGGACCACCAUCAUCAACUGUUACCAUGGUUACACCAGCCCCCGCAGUAGCCACAGCGGCUGCUUCCACUUCUGUUUCGGCUACUCAGGGCAGGAUACCUCAUACCAAUGUGGGGGAAAUCAAAACAGGGGAGACCAGCACGGGGAAGCAGUUUGUAUUAUGUUUUAACAAUGACGGAGAGGCAAAAGAGGGCAUAAAUAUCGAGGAGGGUGGGGAGUCCUACGUGUUGCAUUUCGAAGGGGAUUCAUCAGCAGAAGCAGCCAGCGGAGGAAUGGGUGGAGAGAGAAAGUCGCUUGUGUUUCAAUUUAAGACUGAUGGGCAAGGUGAGGGGGAACAAGGGGCAGAGAAAGGAGGCAUGAUGUCGCUCCUACAUGACUGGAGUGAAGAAAAGCAGGGAGAGAGACAUGUAGGAGAGGACGGCAGCCAGGAAGAGUCUUAUGUUCUGCACUUUCACACUGAGGCCCAGGACAGUGGCUCGUCCAGUACUACAUUCAGCCAAGGGCAGGACAGCAGUCUGCAGCUUUCCUGCACACAGACCCAAGGUUUAGUACCCCUUGAUGGGCAGGAGAUGGUGUUUGAACUUGGGGGUGAGGCCAAAAUGGAGCAGACUACGGAGGAGAGCAUGCAGAUGAUCGCUCUGAUAGAAGGGGAUGCGGAAAUGAUGGAGGGAGAGGGCGAACAUUGCUCUGCUGCAAAUGGUGUUACUGGGAGUGAAGGACCCAUGGAAGGCAUAUUUCAGCUGGGAAGUGGGGAGGAAAUUGUAAUAAUCGAGGUCAGUAGCAGCAGCUUGAGAGAAGGGAGAAUGGAGAGAGGAGGAGAUGGUGAGAUCCCACAAAGCAGUGAGGGCAAGUAUGAGAAUGUAACUGCGGAGGUGAAUGCAAAGUCUAUGAAGGACUUCAGCUCCACAGCCAAUACAGAAACUGAAACAUCAGCCGAAGACACAGUCAGGAACGGACCUAUAUCGAGCUCUAAUGAGAUGCAAUUUUCAAAUUAAAAGCUGAGCAAGAGAGUAGAGAAGAAUAAAGCGUGUGAAAAUGAAUGUCUCACUGUUAAUGAGCUGGAGUGUUAGCACUUUAGUCCGCUUAAGUUCUCCUGGAAACGAGCGAGAACGUGCAGAUAGUGUGUACUGUGUUGUAACGCCAUGGUGCCACAUACUAGAAAUGUUAUACAUUCAAAUAGGCUGUACAUGGACUUUGGUAUUAGUUGAAAUGAUGCUGCCAUGGCAGUUUGUUUAUUAUUAAACAUGUUUUGUGAAUAUACGUUGAACAUGCGCUACUUUCUUCAAAAUGCUAAUAUAUAGUACUUAAUUAAUAAUAAAGCUGUUAGUAAAUUG
This is a messenger RNA of Betta splendens (Siamese fighting fish), 5019 nucleotides long. It is a transcript of the gene znf628, whose product is annotated as zinc finger protein 628. Gene Ontology annotation, biological process: regulation of transcription by RNA polymerase II. The record is from RefSeq and is a predicted model, not a curated record. The transcript is spliced from 9 exons. The coding region runs from base 340 to 4680 and encodes 1446 amino acids. Gene Ontology annotation, molecular function: RNA polymerase II cis-regulatory region sequence-specific DNA binding; DNA-binding transcription factor activity. NCBI's taxonomy places the organism in Eukaryota, Metazoa, Chordata, Actinopteri, Anabantiformes, Osphronemidae.